Messenger RNA from Paramecium primaurelia, 624 nucleotides. The record is from the annotation of a GenBank genome assembly. NCBI's taxonomy places the organism in Eukaryota, Ciliophora, Oligohymenophorea, Peniculida, Parameciidae.
AUGUAUUAACAGAGAUUUGCAGCUUCUAAUAAAAUGCAAUAAAAAACAUUAUAGGAAUAUGAUAUUAAACCAGUAAAGAAUCCUAUUAAUCAGGAAAAAUAGAAUGUUCAACAAGUUUAAUAAAUUUACAAUCUUUAACAAAGAAAUACAAGAGGAAACUAAAUUGAAAAUGGAGAGUAGGGAAUUUAAAUUAAAGUGUUUUAAAACUCAACUAAAUCUAAUUUAGAUUAAAGGUCUUCAUCUUAGUAAUCUAAAGAAGAUCUUUCUCUUUAAAAAAGGUUGUUUUCAGGCCUUGAGUUAGAUUCAUCUUUUUCUAAAAUAAACUCUACUACAUUCUAGGAACAAGAUAGAAGUCCAAGAAAUAAAAGUGAUAUAAUACAAAUCAAACUUUUAAAACCUUUAGAUUAGAAAUUCUUUAACUUCAUUCGAGAAUACGGUUAUAUAAUUGGGGAUUUAUCUAAAGAUAAUUAAUCUUCAUUUACUGUAAGCACUAUGGAACGAUCAAGAUUGCUUUCCAAUGAAAGACAAAUUGUUUACAGCAAUUCUCCUCCACCUUCAAAAAGUAUGAUUUAAUUAUAAUUCUUUAUAGCUUUUCGAACAAAACUCUUUAAUCAUGUUAAUUGA